UAUUGUAAUAAGAUUAAUUAAAUAUACAUCAUUGUCAGGUCAUCAUGCAAAUAAAAUUACUGUGUGUAAUAAUGUAUAUUAAAUUUUUAUUCCUGCUAUCAAUCGUUGCGCAUGCGAAAGGGAAAACUUCAACGUUUAAAAUUCAACCAAUCAGAAUCAAUCCAUUAAAAAUAGCAAUAUUUAAAAUACAGUCAAAUGCAAAUUUAUUGAGAAAAUCAUUUGCAAAACGUAGAGAAGAAUAUGCAGAAGUUAUUAAAAGUAUACAUAUGGAGGAUAAGCAUGAUCGUAAAUUAAUAAUAAUCAUAGAAUUAAUUGAACAUAUAGUAGAUUCUAUUCAAGAUAGUUCAACAAUAAUAGAUAAUGCCAGAUCUAAUCUUAACAAUGGAACUUUUCCAAAAAGUGAUAGUAUUAUAGAGGCCUUGUUUGUGAUAUUGGAGAAUGUAGCUUUUUUUGGAGAUAUUGUUCUUCAUUUCCCAGAUAUGGUUCCUAAAAUUUUAAGGCUUGAAAAAAAAUGGAGAGAAAUACUAAUGUUAUCUGCACAAUAUACUGAUUCAAUUCAACAUUUUGUGGACGAAUCUACUAGUGCUGUAAUUUCUUUAGCUAAACAAGAACUUAAUAGCUUAAAACAAAAAUCUGGAUCUACAAAUUAUGUAAAAAGUAAGAAAAAUUAUGAAAAAAAUUUGUCCAAUGAAAAAAAAUUAAAGGGAUCCACAAAACGCAUAAAAUUAGAAUUAUAAACACUUUUGUGAUAGUUUCAAUAAAAUAGGAUAUAUUUAAAAAUAUUUUUUAAUUUAAAUAAAUUACUUAAAAAGAUU
Messenger RNA from Vespula pensylvanica (western yellowjacket), 815 nucleotides. RefSeq names its product coiled-coil domain-containing protein 134-like. Bases 45 to 737 code for a protein of 230 amino acids. The record is from RefSeq and is a predicted model, not a curated record. The transcript has 3 exons. Lineage: Eukaryota; Metazoa; Arthropoda; Insecta; Hymenoptera; Vespidae.